This is a messenger RNA of Hirundo rustica (Barn swallow), 10170 nucleotides long. RefSeq names its product p21 (RAC1) activated kinase 3 (gene PAK3). The transcript is spliced from 15 exons. Gene Ontology annotation, cellular component: cytoplasm. NCBI's taxonomy places the organism in Eukaryota, Metazoa, Chordata, Aves, Passeriformes, Hirundinidae. The coding region runs from base 134 to 1765 and encodes 543 amino acids. The record is from RefSeq and is a predicted model, not a curated record. Gene Ontology annotation, biological process: regulation of MAPK cascade; regulation of axonogenesis; regulation of actin cytoskeleton organization. Gene Ontology annotation, molecular function: protein serine/threonine kinase activity; ATP binding.
GCGAGGCUGCCGGCGGGCGGAUCGAUGUGGAGCCGCUGAGGCGGCGCGGCCGGCCCCAGCUCCCCGCCGGCACCGCGGCCGGCAGGACAAGCCGGAGAGGCCAGGGAGAAGGACGCUGUGAGGGCUGCUGAAGAUGUCCGAUAGUCUGGAUAUUGAAGAGAAACCUCCAGCUCCGCCGUUGAGAAUGAACAGCAACAAUCGUGAUUCUUCAGCACUAAACCACAGCUCAAAGCCGCUUCCUAUGGCCCCUGAGGAGAAGAACAAGAAAGCCAGGCUGCGCUCCAUCUUCCCAGGAGGAGGGGAUAAAACCAACAAGAAGAAAGAGAAGGAACGUCCUGAGAUCUCUCUGCCUUCAGACUUUGAACACACCAUUCAUGUGGGAUUUGAUGCCGUCACUGGAGAAUUCACAGGCAUUCCAGAGCAGUGGGCCAGGCUACUACAGACCUCCAACAUAACAAAACUGGAGCAGAAGAAGAACCCACAGGCUGUUCUAGACGUUCUCAAGUUUUAUGAUUCGAAAGAAACAGUUAACAACCAGAAAUACAUGAGCUUUACGUCAGGAGAUAAAAGCGCCCAUGGAUACAUAGAAGCCCAUCCAUCGAGCACAAAAACAGCAUCAGAACCUCCUCUGGCUCCCUCUGUGUCUGAAGAAGAGGAUGAAGAUGAUGAAGAGGAGGAAGAUGACAAUGAACCUCCGCCUGUUAUCGCCCCGCGGCCUGAACACACGAAAUCAAUCUACACACGCUCUGUUAUUGAACCUGCCGCUGCACCAGCACCAGCUAAAGAAGCCACCACUCCCCAACCUGAAAACUCCAACACAAACACUCUGUACAGAAACACAGACCGGCAGCGAAAAAAAUCCAAGAUGACAGAUGAGGAGAUCCUAGAGAAACUGAGGAGCAUUGUGAGCGUGGGAGAUCCUAAGAAGAAAUACACUCGAUUUGAAAAAAUUGGCCAAGGGGCUUCAGGAACUGUUUAUACAGCGAUCGACAUUGCCACAGGACAAGAGGUGGCCAUAAAGCAAAUGAAUCUCCAACAGCAGCCCAAAAAGGAACUAAUUAUCAAUGAAAUCCUGGUCAUGAGGGAAAAUAAGAAUCCCAAUAUUGUUAACUAUUUAGACAGCUACCUUGUUGGCGAUGAGCUGUGGGUGGUGAUGGAAUACUUGGCUGGAGGCUCUCUGACCGACGUUGUCACCGAGACGUGUAUGGAUGAGGGACAGAUAGCUGCUGUCUGUCGGGAGUGCCUGCAAGCCCUGGAUUUCCUUCAUUCCAACCAAGUGAUCCACAGAGACAUCAAAAGCGACAAUAUUCUCCUUGGGAUGGACGGAUCUGUCAAAUUGACUGAUUUUGGCUUCUGUGCUCAGAUCACCCCUGAGCAGAGUAAACGGAGCACAAUGGUGGGGACUCCUUACUGGAUGGCACCAGAGGUUGUAACAAGAAAAGCAUAUGGCCCCAAAGUGGACAUCUGGUCACUCGGGAUCAUGGCAAUAGAAAUGGUGGAAGGAGAACCUCCUUACCUUAAUGAAAAUCCUCUCAGGGCACUGUAUCUGAUAGCGACAAACGGGACGCCGGAGCUGCAGAACCCAGAGCGACUCUCGGCCGUGUUCCGAGACUUUCUCAACUGCUGCCUGGAGAUGGAUGUGGACAGGAGAGGGUCUGCCAAGGAACUUCUGCAGCAUCCAUUUUUAAAAUUAGCCAAGCCUCUCUCGAGCCUGACUCCUCUGAUCAUUGCAGCGAAGGAAGCAAUUAAGAACAGCAGCCGCUAGCACUGCAGGUCGGCUUUCUGCCCUGCCAGCUCGGAGCAGGACUGAGAACACAAACUCUGUAAAACCUCAACUCUCAUGCUGCGGGACAGAUGGAUGGAUGAACAAACCAACGGUCACAGUCAUGGUGGUGGGACCACCCCAGUUCCUCAAGGAGUAAAAAAAUUAUCAUUUGUCUUCUUCCUGCUUUCUGGCUCCUUAAUUUAUUUUUAAGAUGAAUCGGGGCUAAGGACAGAGAGGUAAUGACAGAAAAUGCUUUGCUGCCUCAAUCAUUUCCAAGGUAAAGCAAAUUCAGUUGGAAGAUUCCCUUCCUUCUCACCCUGUGAAUAAGCUGUACAUUCACUUUUAAAUUGUCGGUUCUUUCUUAACGAUGUAAAGUCGUGUUUAUGGGGUUUUUGGUAUGGUUUGGAAUAGGAGAAGGGCAAUUCUUCAUUCAUUAACUCCAGACUGCCUUUUGAACACGGCCCACUUGCCGGUUUUUGCCCAGCUGCGGUACUUCUACACGAGGAAGAAAGUGCAAUUGCAUUUCCAACCAAAAAGGAAUGAAGAGUGGGACAGACGAGACAUCCUGUGGAGAUCCAGGCGUUCAGCUGGGACUGUGCAGUGGCUCUGUUCUUGCCAACUGGAUUUGUACCCCGAGCUGCAAUCUCUUUGCCCGGGUGCGAGUUCUACUCAGCUGGAGCAGCAGAAAGAUCAGUCGCUGUGCUCGGGACAGGUCUGUCUGGUGCAAAGGUGUCAGGGCAGUGUGAGGGGAGAGUGUGCUCAGCCGUGCCUGGGGCUGAGCCCAGCAGAGCCCAGAGCAUCCUGAGCAUCAGCAGAGCCAGGCUGGCAGGAGGUGCUGGUAAUGACAAGUGGCAGCAGCCUGGCCGUGGGUACCUGUUCUGGGACAGGACUGAUUCUCCCGUCUCAGAGCCAAACUGGGGGAGGACUGGUCUCCAGGGAAGUCGUGGCCCUGCUGAGAAAUGCACAGCCUGGUGGGAUUGGCCAUCCCGAGCCUCUGCAGGAGUAGAGAAGGACAAACGGAGCAGUGGUGUCGCUUCUGAGGGUACCUGUUCUUCUCCCAGCUGUCUUGUAGGUCCUGGGAAAGGCCCGUAGUGUCUGGAAUUCUCGGCAGAGGGGGGCAGGAGCAGGCUGCUCUGCAGGCCCUGCCCAGGUGAGCAUCCUCUAGGCACUGGAGUUCUGCCCUGGGAGCCAAGGCUGACCCAGGGAACAGCCUGCAGGUUCAGAUCAGCCAGUGCAGCAGCCAGCUCUGGAAGAAAGCGCCUUAAAACAUGGAGUUGUGCACUGAGCAGGAACAAAAGUGUGCAAGAAAUGCAGAGUGGAUUGCAGAAUUACUUGGAGGCACCAGUCCAGCCUGCUUUCUGCUGUCCCACCUAUGGCAGGCACUGCGCAGUGAAACUCUUGAGUUGCUGCAAGAGAGAGCUGGGGAUGUGCCUGAGGAUUGUGCUUGACAAGUCAGCGGAUUUGGAAGGGAGCAGAAUACUUUCAGUAUGCAAUUUGUGUUUUAUUUAUUUGUUUCUGAAAGACCCAGCGUGGCUUCACUCAGUAAAAGCAUUUGCAUGGCGUAUUUGUUGCUGUAUUUUAGGAGUACAACUCGUGCAAGACCCUCAAAACAGCAACUGAAGCAACAUACACCCAGUGAGCAAAAAAUCCCUCACAGUAGAACUGCUUCCUUCUAUAGAUCUUCAUGUUGGCCUGGUCCUGCAGAGGGUUAAGUAGCCUUUAAGGCACUCACUGCCUUCAUGUCUGGCCAGCAGUAAUGAAGGAUGCUUGGGCUGUUGUCGAAUCGGGCCAGGAGCAUGUCUGGCUUUGGGGCAUCCUGUUCAGCUGCAGUCUGUGUGUGGCAAGUGUCCUCACUGCUGCCAUUGCAGUGCCACUGGCAGGGGCAACCCUCCUUGAGUUACCACAGCUAAAUACAAAUUAACUUUGUUUCAUUCCUGGGGAGCACAGCGCGUCUGAUUUUUCAGAUGACCAAAUAACACGGUGAGGUGAGCAGCUCUGGUUUCCUGAACUGGGGAACGUCGGGAGGAGCUGAGGGAGCUGCCAGGAGCCCACAGCUGGAGAGACAGUGGUUGACAGGACCUGCAGCAGUGGCUGCCAAGCUUUCCCCCCAUCAAAGAAGCUCCUGGGGAGUGGGAGUGGCCAGGACAGCAGUAGCACAGCAGAGGGGUGUGCAGCAAGGUGCUGAAGCCCUGCCAGCUGGACCAGGGAGCAGUGAUGUCCACCCGAUAGAAAGCCUUGGCUUCUCUAAGCUCUGCACCCACCACAACCCAUGCAGCAGCCCAGACAGAGCUCAGGUGGGAUGCUCCAAGGCCAGUCCUGGCGGCAGCAGCGUGGGUACAGCUGUGGGACGUGUGCCCAGGGAGAGGAACUGCUCUGCUCUGGGCCAGAGCUGCAGCAGGAGGUGAACGGGGCGGGAAUAUCCAGGCUCACUGAGCCCUUUCCAUCGUUUACCAGCAGUCCUGGCUGAGGGGGAGAUCCCAGGUGACUGGACUAUGGCAAAUGUGACACUGAUCUACAUGAAGACCUGGAAGGAGGAUUUUGGGAACUACAGGUCUGUCACCCUGACCUACCUCGGUGCUGGGAGAAGUCAUGGAUCAUCUGGAGAUCAUCUGGAGUGCCAUCACAGGGCACGUACAGAACAACCACGGGAUCAGGCCCAGCUACUGUGGGUUUGUGAUAGGCAGGUGCUGCCUGAGCAGCCUCAUCUCCUUUUACAACCGCAACUCCUGCCUAGGGCAUGAGGGGAAAAGCUGUAGAUGUCUUUACCUGGAGUUUAGCAAAGCCUGUGUCAGUGUUUCCCACAGCUUUCUCCUGGAGAAACGCCUGCUCCUGGCUUGGAUGAGUACACUGUUCUCUGGGUCAAAACAAACCUGUGUGGAUGGCUGGGCCCAGAGUUAGCAGGGAAUGGAGUCACAUCCAGCUGGGGCUGUCACCAGUGGUGCUCCAGGGCUGGGUGCUGGGGCAGUUGUGUUCAGUAUCUGUAUCUGAUCUGGGUGAAGGGAUCGAGGGCACCUCAGGUACCGCCAGGCUGGCUUGGAGUGUUGAUCUGCUGGAGGGCAGGAAGGCUCUGCAGGGGGAUCUGGACUGGCUGGAUUGCUGCUCCAAGGCCAGUUGGAUGAGGUUCUACAAGGCAAAGUGUCAGGUCCUGCACUUGGGUCACAACAACCCCCUGCAGCUCCAGGCUUGGGAUAGAGUGGCUGGAAAAUGCCUGGUGAGAAAAGACCUGGGAAUGCUGCUUGAGAUCAGCUGGACAUGAGCCAGCAGUACACAACUACCUGAGAAGAGGCUGGAGCAGUGGGGGAUCAGUCUCUUCUCCCAAAUAACAAGCAACAGGACGAGAAGAAAUGGCUGCAAAUUGUGCCAGGGAAGGUUUAGUUUGGUUAUAGGAAAAAUCACCAAAGGAUGGUCAAGCAUUGGAAGAGGUUGUGCAGGGCAGUGGCUGAGAACCACCUCUGCAGGGAUUUAACAGAUUUGGGGCACUUGGGGACAGGUUUGGUGGUGGACUUGGCAGUGCUGGAUUGAUGGCUGGACUCAGUGAGCUCAGAAGUCUUUUCCAAUCUGAACAAUUCUGUUCUGUUUAGAAGACUUUGUUUCUUUUGUGAGGUCCCAUUUUUGUCCGUCAGCUCAAGAUCUGUGUCUGUAGGAGAAGCUUCCUUGAGAAGGAGUAAUUUGGGCUGGAGAUGGGCUGCCCUCAAUGUGUAAAGCAUUCAUCAGGAUGAAUUUGUUUGUAUUCCUGUAAGAAGUGAAGAAAUGAGUGACAGUUUCUGUUUCCAGUAUAUCUUUUUUUUUUUCCUAUCCACAAAAGAACAGAUAGCCAUCCUUUAAAAGGAAAGCACUUUGUAAUGGCACAUGUUUGCUGGACAUACAGUCUAAAUACUUCUGUUGACAAACUACUCUGUUUGAUUGGGCAAGGGGGGAAUUUCCUAUUUAUUUCCUUUACCUGUAUUUCAGCAUCUCUGAUAAAAAUCCUUUCCAGAAGAUAGCAGGUAUGAAAAAUAAGGAAAUCAAAUGGUAGCUUUCUUUUUUUCUAAUCCGUGUAUGCCUCAGCAUACAGAAUAUUGUUGGCAUUGACUUUUUAAAGACAGCCGCUGUCCCAAGAGGCCUUACUUUUUAUGUUAUUAAAUAUCAUAUUCCUUUUUUCUUUGCAUCAGCAACUCCAGAGAUUUUUCUUUUCAAACCAGUUCCUGGGAGGGGAGGCAGACAAGAUGCAGCAGAAAUAACCUCUGGCAGUGGCUGUUUUCUAGCCCAGCUGAGAGUGUGUGACAUGCAGGGAAUAUUACCUCCAGUAUCCCUGUGGCUCCAUGCUUGGACCAGUCGCUGGUGCUGAUUCACACUCACUGAUAGUGAAAGAUGGCAGCUGUGUUUGUGUCCUCCCUGCCUGGAUAUUAAAUGUAGAAAAGACACAAGUAUUUUUAACAAACCUAACAAUCCAGUCCUGAGGGAGUCCAGUCUUGUACAUUAUUUACAGGCUCACAGAGUUUAAUAGGAUUGACAUUGGCCUUGCAGAAAGGAAAGAGACAAAUACUGUAAAAUCUCGGGAGCCACCUUGGGUAUUCUGACUGCUGUCCUCAGAUCACACAGUUAGUUUUGUAUCUUUUUGAAGUAUUAGAAAUAGUCCGUUUCUGUUGCAAAAUGAAAACUAAAAGUUUCAGACACUUUUAUUCCAAGGUUUUAAAACAUUGGUUAAUUGCCUUCAUUUUUAAAUUAAACUGAAAUACCUUCUCCAGGAACUUGACCGUGAUUCCCAUCCCUGCAAUGAAGAUGUGAAAAUGAGCUCACUGUGGUUUAAAUGUGUUUUGGGACAGAAGCAUGGUAGCAGUAAAGUCAGGGAAGUUUGAGAAGCACAGAAAAGUUUAUUUAUUUAAGAAAAAAAGAAAAAAAAGAUAACCAUACCUAUGUAAAAUUCCAUAGAGCUCCUGUGUGUGCACUCCUGGGAACCUGCACGGGGGUGGGUCUUACAGUGCUCUCAGGGCUGGAUCCCAAACUUGGGCCGGGGUUCCAUUCUCACUUCUUGUGUCCAGUGCUUUUGUAAAUAUAUGUGUAUUUAUUCUUCAUCUUUGGCUACUGGUUGGCUGCUUCAUCUUUGGCUGCUGAACAGUUUGGUGUACUGUUCCAGUGCACACAGACGAACUCAAAAAGGUUUGUGCUGAGUUUCUUUGAGGCCAGUGGCUGCACUUGGGCACAUCUUUGUGUCGGUCCUUCCCUAUGUCCUGCCACCAAAAAUUAAGCACAUUCCAGUCACCAUGAGAAGGGAAGUACCUGUCUCCUGUCCUCUAGUUGUAGGAACUGUUGCUGUACUCUGUUGUCCAUACAGCAGUAAUUUCCAGUAUAUAAUCCUUGCUGUGGCUGCUGACUAUUCCUCACACUGAGCAUGUAAAUAUUUGUAUUCCUUAGUCCAGUCCUGAGCAAAUCCAGUGAGCGAACAGCCAGAGAGAGCCCUGUGACAUCUCCCAUUAAAGGCAGGAGCCAGUGUUUCUUUGCUUGACACCCAGGACAUGCACUCCAGUGCCAGCUUUGCCUUCUGAGUGCUACCAAGUCCUUGCUCCAUACACCUUCCUGGUGUUCCUGUCUCCUCUUGGAGCCUUCAUUCAUGCCCACGUGUGCAGCAACUUAAUGAUGGGUUGAUUAAGACCUGUAAGUGUUUAUCUCCUUUUUUUUCCUCUCCUCUUCCCAUACCAGAUAAAUAUCUCCGAUUUUAUCCCAGAUUUUCAGGAAGCAGACAAAGGGUAACCUUUGUCUUUCAAGAGAAACCAUCCAAACUUUUUUUUUGAGUGUGAUUGGCACUUCACAGAUCUUUAAAACUUCUCUUUGCUUGUGUCUGUCCUUGAGCUGACAGGGUGAUUUUAUUUUUCUCACUGAGACUUGCAGAAUCUCACUUACCCAUCUCUCUUUGGAUGCAGUUUAGAGCCGAUUGCCAUAAUCCUAGGUGUGCAUCGUGCCUGCAAACCAUCACUGGCUUGAGCCUACCAGCAGCUGCAUGUACCUUUGGUUACAAGAGUUAUCUCAAAAGAAAAAAUGGUCUUAGAGUAGAGGAGAGAUGCCCAUAUGCUCUGCAGGGGUGCACAAGCCUGCAGACCUGGAACAAGACCUUGUUCUUGCUGCUCAGCAGUUCCCCCAGGCAAACACUGGAGUUCUGCAAGAAUCUGACCUUGACUGAGGAAACUGGGGCCAAUACCAUUAGUUAAAGCUGAUAAUAUUGAAAAGUGCUAAUUAAUUUAAUAGCCUGUGCUCACAGUGGCUUUGCCCCGCACAGUUUUCAAGCAGACCACACAAUCAGCUUCAGCUCCUGUGUGUGAGGUACCUUGUGCUCUGUUUGGUGGCACCGUGUUUGCAGCUGCUGGAGGCUUGUGAGCAGCACCUGCCUUGCCCAGCUUGGGUGCAGAGCCAGAAGGAGCGUGGCUGGGCACCAUGGCCUGGGCUGGCAGCUGUGAAUGCAGGUCAGAAGAGCCGUCAGACACACGUGCACGCACCUUUGAAUCACAGCUCCCUGUUGUUAACAGCUUUAUGGAUGACAGCCACUAGAACAGGUUCUGACCCUGGUAUCCAGAGGUCUUUUCCAACAUAAAGUAUUCUACAGUGAGUCUAUCUGCUGGAUUCAGCCAGGUGCGUGUUAGCUGCUUUAGUUUGAUCAAAAAGGUCCCUGUUGGUCAGCUCUUGUGGCCUAAGGCUUCAGCUUCUUUAGCUCCUCGUGCUGAGAUGCUCAUUUUGAACAAGACAACUUGGAGAGAAGAAUUACAUUUCAUCCAGUUUCUUCUGGGACACUGGGAGGGGAGGGUGUGAAAACAUGAGUAUUGUUUACGUGUGAGCUCCUCUCUGCCCUUCACGCCUCUCAGGGGUUUGAAACAGGAGUGAGUUUUCCUAAAGGGUGAAAUGCAGUGUGUUACUUCUCCCAGGUCUGGCUCUUCCCAGUCUCUGACCUUGCCUGGUUUUGUCCCUCUUGCUGUGUGCUCUCUGUGCCCCCUGUGCUCAGUGGCUGCUGCCCAGGACUGUGGAACUGGCACAGAUCCAGUGGUGGAUACCCUCCCUUUUCUGCCCUUGGAGCUGCCUGCUCACUGCAGCCUUUUCCAUCUGGAAACUCGAUCUAGGGAGGGAAUGCCCACCUCUGUUCCUUGCAAAACCUCCAGGAGCCUGGGGCUGCCACCUAAAUUCAGUGCAUUGAGGGCUCCCAGAUGCCUCAGGCUGGUGUGACACCGCUGCAAGUGGGAGGGAACAGUGGCAGGAGGUUUUUUUGAAAGGUCCGUUUGCUGUUGCACACUGUGUGUGUCCAGCCCUGCCCCAGGCUUAGGGAUCAAGUCCAGGCGCUGCUGCUGCUCCCUCUGGAGUCAGUGAGAAUUUGGUUGUUGCUUUCAGUGACAGCUGAACCGGUCGCUGCAGCAGCAGGUGCUGACAGUGCCCCAAGCCCCGGGGCUGCCAGGGUGGGAGGGAGCUGCCCCUUGUUCUCACUCUGCCUCACACAAAACUGCUGUCACGAGUGGGGCAGCACAGCAAACGGGCAGCCUGUGAGUCUCUCCCAACCUUGUCUCUUGAGAUUUUUGACCUUUGAGCUUGGGCUGUACAAAGGCAACUGCUUUUGGUCCCUCCGUGUUAACCAAUGCUGCUAAAUCCAUCUGUAGCACAGCAAGGGGAAAAGCCUCAGCCCUGCAGGGCCGGGAGCUGCCAGAGGGGAGGGAGCUGAUCCACACGGGAACCAGCAGCAGGGGACUGGAGCACCUCCUUGGGCAGAGCCCAAAUUCUGCGAGGGAAUAACAGAGUUAUUCUCGUGCACUGUUGUGUCAGCACUGCAGGUGCUGUGCCUGCAAACACGUAGUUGGAGAUGUGCAAAAGAAUUCUGCAACUCUUGACUGGAUCAGGAUGUCACCAGUGCUGAACUCCAGUUUAGUCCAAAGCAACCAGUUUACACCUAUGCUGGUGUGUGCUAGAUUUUUUUCUUCAGGGUAUCCAGACAAAAGUAAACAGAGGAGGAGCCUACAUUUUCAUUGUUUAUCAGAAAUGUAUCUCAUUUUGCUGUACAUUCCUUUUUUAGGAUGUGUUAUCUGUUUAAAAAAAAAAAAAAAGAAAAAAGAAGAGAAAAAACAGAAAAAAUACGAAAGAGAAAAACAACAAAAAAACAAAUGUGUAGUGAAAAAUCUUCUGUAACUUUGGAUUAAGAGGUAACUGAUCUUUUUAAAAAGAGAACUAAGUUAUUUACUUUGUAAAUGUGCUGAUGGCAUGGAUCCAUCUUAUUGACCUCAGCAUCCUUUUUUUAAAGAUUUUGGGUUUUGUUUCCAAUAUUAAGUUAUUUUAAAUUGUGGUUGAAGCAAUAGGAAAUUGAAAUAUGGAUUGUGCAUGACUGUGUCUUGAGUGUAAAAAUAUUGCAGUUUGAAACUUGGACCUAAAGUAUUGCAAAUAAAAGUUAUAAAUUCCAA